Molecule: messenger RNA, 699 nt
Organism: Auxenochlorella protothecoides
Lineage: Eukaryota; Viridiplantae; Chlorophyta; Trebouxiophyceae; Chlorellales; Chlorellaceae
Exons: 3
Coding region: 1-699 (232 amino acids)
Molecular function (GO): hydrolase activity, acting on ester bonds
Source: RefSeq, a predicted model, not a curated record
AUGGCAGCGUACCUGCGGCAGCGGGGCUUCCAUGCAGAGAUCCUGCCCAUGCGUUUCCUGGACUGGGUAGGCCCCCUCCGCGCCCAGGGAUUCUCCUUCUACCUGGACCGCCUGGCCACCCAGGUGCAUGCUAUGCAUGCUGUGCAUGGCAGAGUUGCCUUGGUGGGCCACUCCGCGGGCGGCUGGAUCGCGCGGAUUGCCCUGGGCAGUGUGCCCUACCAGAAACAUGAGUAUGGGCUGUCGCCCAAAGUUCACACUUUACUCACCCUCGGCACGCCGCAUGCCAGCAUUGAGCAGUACCCAUUCUACAAACCUGUGGAAACCCUGGACCCAGGCCCCAGCGCCCCCCUGGAUCCUAGGGACCUCACGAGCAGCCUGAGGUGGACCAACUACUACUACCCCACCGGCGACUGCUUUGGGGGCACGCGGAUCGUCUGCGUAGGAGGACGUGUCUCGCUCGGCCCAGGGGACGGCAGGCUGCGGCGGUACCUCGUCUUCGAGAGCUACAUGGCAGGGUGUGGGGAUGGGGCGGUGGAAGGGGACGGCGUCACGCCCCUCUGCAUCGCCAUGCUGCCCGGGUCCGAGCAUGUGGUGCUGGAGGGGGUGUGGCACAUGCCGCAGAGGAAGGGCGGGGGGCGCUGGUACGGGGACCCAGAGGUGCUGCGCCAGCUGGAGGUGUGGCUGCAGCCCCCGGAAUGA